ACUCGCCUGCCGCCGCUGCUGCCGCCGCCGCUGCCGCCGCCGCCUCCUACGUCUUUCCCUUUGACAAGUCGCCGCUGCUGCAGCAAAAAUAAAGGACGCGGCCACCGCAGCCGCUGCCGAGCCGGGCUCGGGUCGCCGGAGCCGCGCCCCACCCCCGCCAGCUCUGGAGCCGCGUAUGAACUAAUGGCUGAAGAGUAAAUCAAAAUGGCAACUAUGGUUCCACCAGUGAAACUGAAAUGGCUUGAACACCUCAACAGCUCCUGGAUUACAGAGGACAGUGAAUCUAUUGCUACAAGAGAGGGGGUUGCUGUUCUGUAUUCUAAACUGGUCAGCAAUAAGGAAGUAGUACCUUUGCCCCAACAAGUUUUGUGCCUCAAAGGACCACAGUUGCCAGACUUUGAACGUGAGUCUCUUUCAAGUGAUGAACAGGACCACUAUUUGGAUGCCCUUCUUAGCAGUCAGCUAGCACUAGCGAAGAUGGUAUGUUCAGAUUCCCCAUUUGCUGGGGCACUUCGAAAAAGAUUGCUUGUACUCCAGCGUGUCUUCUAUGCACUUUCUAAUAAAUACCAUGAUAAAGGCAAAGUGAAACAGCAGCAGCAUUCUCCGGAGAGCAGCUCUGGUUCGGCAGAUGUCCAUUCUGUUAGUGAACGUCCCCGGUCAAGCACUGAUGCACUUAUAGAAAUGGGUGUUCGAACUGGUCUAAGUUUAUUAUUUGCACUUCUGAGACAAAGUUGGAUGAUGCCUGUGUCGGGACCUGGUCUCAGUCUUUGCAAUGACGUUAUUCAUACUGCAAUUGAAGUUGUGAGCUCUUUGCCACCAUUAUCUUUAGCAAAUGAAAGCAAGAUUCCACCUAUGGGCUUGGAUUGCUUAUCACAAGUAACAACAUUUCUUAAAGGAGUAACUAUUCCCAAUUCUGGAGCAGACACUUUAGGUCGUAGAUUAGCUUCUGAGUUGCUGCUUGGUUUAGCAGCUCAGCGAGGUUCUUUGCGGUAUCUCCUUGAAUGGAUAGAAAUGGCCUUAGGGGCUUCAGCAGUUGUAAAUUCCAUGGAGAAAAGCAAACUACUAUCAAGCCAGGAAGGGAUGAUCAGCUUUGACUGCUUUAUGACUAUAUUAAUGCAGAUGAGACGUUCUUUGAGUUCAUCUGCUGAUCGGAGUCAGUGGAGGGAACCACCCAGAACAUCCGAUGGCUUGUGCUCACUCUAUGAGGCAGCUUUAUGUCUCUUUGAAGAGGUUUGCAGAAUGGCGUCUGAUUACUCAAGAACGUGUGCUAGCCCAGAUAGCAUUCAGACUGGUGAUGCUCCCAUUGUUUCAGAAACCUGUGAGGUUUAUGUUUGGGGGAGCAAUAGCAGCCAUCAGUUGGUAGAAGGCACACAGGAGAAAAUAUUACAGCCCAAACUGGCUCCUAGUUUCUCUGACGCGCAGACUAUUGAAGCUGGACAAUACUGCACUUUUGUCAUUUCUAUGGAUGGCUCUGUCAGAGCUUGUGGUAAAGGCAGCUAUGGGAGACUGGGCCUUGGAGAUUCUAAUAAUCAGUCUACUUUAAAAAAGUUAACAUUUGAGCCUCACAGGUCCAUUAAAAAGGUCUCAUCUUCUAAAGGAUCUGAUGGUCAUACUUUAGCUUUCACUACAGAGGGAGAAGUCUUCAGCUGGGGAGAUGGUGAUUAUGGGAAGCUGGGACAUGGAAAUAGUUCAACACAGAAAUAUCCGAAGCUUAUUCAGGGCCCUCUGCAGGGAAAGGUAGUUGUUUGUGUGUCAGCUGGAUACAGACAUAGUGCUGCUGUCACGGAGGAUGGUGAAUUAUACACAUGGGGUGAAGGAGACUUUGGAAGAUUAGGUCACGGUGACAGUAAUAGCCGUAACAUUCCAACGUUAGUAAAAGACAUUAGCAAUGUAGGAGAGGUUUCUUGUGGCAGUUCACAUACUAUUGCUUUAUCUAAAGAUGGGAGAACUGUAUGGUCUUUUGGAGGAGGAGACAAUGGCAAACUUGGCCAUGGUGAUACCAACAGAGUGUAUAAACCUAAAGUUAUUGAAGCUUUACAAGGAAUGUUCAUUCGCAAAGUUUGUGCUGGAAGUCAGUCUUCACUUGCUUUGACAUCAACAGGGCAGGUCUAUGCUUGGGGCUGUGGCGCUUGUCUAGGUUGUGGUUCUUCAGAAGCUACUGCACUGAGACCCAAGCUUAUUGAAGAACUGGCUGCCACAAGAGUAGUUGAUAUUUCUAUUGGAGACAGUCAUUGUUUGGCUCUUUCUCAUGAUAAUGAAGUUUAUGCCUGGGGCAAUAACUCAAUGGGGCAGUGUGGGCAAGGAAAUUCCACGGGUCCUAUUACUAAACCAAAGAAAGUGAGUGGCUUAGAUGGCAUAGCUAUUCAACAGAUCUCCGCUGGAACAUCACAUAGUCUGGCAUGGACUGCUCUUCCUAGGGACAGACAAGUUGUUGCCUGGCACCGACCUUAUUGCGUAGACCUUGAAGAGAGUACCUUCUCACACCUUCGUUCAUUUCUUGAGAGAUACUGUGAUAAAAUAAACAGUGAGAUUCCCCCGCUCCCUUUCCCUUCAUCAAGGGAACACCACAAUUUCCUCAAGCUGUGUCUGAAGCUGCUUUCAAAUCACCUUGCUCUUGCGCUUGCUGGAGGGGUAGCUACCAGCAUUCUUGGGAGACAGGCAGGUCCGCUUCGAAAUUUACUCUUCAGACUGAUGGACUCAACUGUCCCAGAUGAAAUCCAAGAGGUGGUAAUUGAAACUCUGUCAGUGGGAGCAACCAUGCUGUUACCUCCAUUACGAGAACGUAUGGAAUUACUUCAUUCUCUUUUACCCCAAGGACCUGAUAGAUGGGAAAGCUUAUCUAAAGGACAGAGAAUGCAACUGGAUAUUAUUCUAACAAGUUUGCAAGAUCAUACCCAUGUAGCCUCCUUACUUGGCUAUAGCUCACCCUCCGAUGCUGCUGACCUCUCUUCUGUAUGUACUGGCUAUGGAAACCUGUCGGAUCAACCUUAUGGCACUCAGAGCUGCCAUCCAGACACCCAUCUGGCUGAAAUUUUGAUGAAGACUCUCUUAAGAAAUUUAGGAUUUUAUACAGAUCAAGCAUUUGGGGAGCUAGAAAAGAAUAGUGAUAAAUUUCUACUUGGAACAUCGUCUUCAGAGAACAGUCAGCCUGCUCAUCUUCAUGAACUGCUGUGUUCACUGCAGAAACAGCUGCUGGCAUUUUGCCAUAUCAAUAACAUUAGUGAGAACUCAAGCAGUGUGGCAUUGCUUCAUAAACAUCUUCAGCUCUUGUUGCCUCAUGCCACAGAUAUUUAUUCACGUUCUGCAAAUUUGCUCAAAGAAAGUCCUUGGAAUGGCAGCGUUGGAGAAAAAUUAAGAGAUGUGAUAUACGUCUCAGCUGCAGGCAGUAUGCUCUGCCAGAUUGUUAACUCCCUACUGUUACUCCCAGUGUCGGUGGCUCGGCCUUUAUUGAGUUACCUCCUCGACUUGUUGCCACCUCUUGACUGCCUUAAUAGACUCCUGCCAGCGGCCACUCUUUUAGAAGACCAAGAGUUACAGUGGCCUCUUCAUGGAGGGCCAGAACUGAUUGAUCCUGCUGGUGUGCCAUUACCUCAGCCAGCCCAGUCCUGGGUGUGGCUUGUUGAUCUGGAAAGAACAAUUGCUCUUCUUAUUGGGCGAUGUCUUGGUGGCAUGCUUCAGGGUUCGCCUGUGUCUCCGGAGGAACAGGACACUGCAUAUUGGAUGAAAACACCACUUUUUAGUGAUGGUGUAGAAAUGGAUACCCCUCAGUUAGAUAAAUGUAUGAGUUGCCUAUUAGAAGUAGCUCUUUCGGGAAAUGAAGAACAGAAGCCUUUUGAUUACAAAUUGCGGCCUGAAAUUGCUGUCUACGUAGACUUGGCAUUGGGUUGUUCAAAAGAGCCUGCUCGAAGCCUUUGGAUCAGCAUGCAGGAUUAUGCUAUUAGUAAAGAUUGGGACAGCGCAACUUUAAGUAAUGAGUCACUCUUGGACACUGUGUCUAGAUUUGUUCUUGCAGCUCUUCUGAAACACACAAAUUUACUCAGUCAAGCAUGUGGAGAAAGCCGAUAUCAACCUGGUAAAAGCUUAUCAGAAGUGUACCGUUGUGUGUACAAAGUUCGAAGUCGUUUACUUGCUUGCAAGAACCUUGAACUUAUUCAGACCAGGUCAUCAUCAAGAGACAGAUGGAUCUCAGAAAACCAAGACUCUGCAGAUGUUGAUCCUCAGGAGCAUUCAUUCACCCGGACCAUUGAUGAAGAAGCUGAAAUGGAAGAACAGGCUGAGCGAGAUAGGGAAGAGGGGCAUCCAGAGCCAGAGGAUGAGGAGGAAGAACGGGAACACGAAGUGAUGACAGCUGGCAAAAUCUUUCAGUGUUUCCUCUCAGCCCGUGAAGUAGCUCGUAGCCGAGAUCGAGAUAGAAUGAACAGUGGGGCAGGGUCUGGGGCUCGAGCUGAUGAUCCACCUCCUCAGUCUCAGCAAGAGCGAAGGGUCAGCACAGACCUUCCUGAGGGUCAGGAUGUGUACACUGCUGCCUGCAACUCCGUGAUCCAUCGAUGUGCCCUGUUAAUAUUAGGAGUAAGUCCUGUGAUUGAUGAGCUUCAGAAGCGAAGGGAAGAAGGACAGUUGCAGCAGCCUUCCACAAGUGCCUCUGAAGUGGGUGGACUUAUGACCAGGAGUGAAAGUCUUACUGCAGAGAGCCGGCUAAUCCACGCAAGUCCAAAUUAUAGACUGAUCAAAUCGAGGAGUGAAUCUGAUUUGUCUCAGCCUGAAUCAGAUGAAGAGGGUUACGCACUGAGUGGAAGACGAAAUGUUGAUUUGGACUUGGCAUCAUCUCAUAGAAAGAGAGGUCCUAUGCAUAAUCAAUUGGAAAUCCUGAGCGACUCUUGGGCGCGCCUGAAACAUAACAGAGACUGGUUGUGCAACUCCUCUAACUCCUUUGAGUCUGAUUUUGAUCUUACCAAGUCUUUGGGAGUUCACACUUUGAUUGAAAAUGUUGUAAGCUUUGUGAGUGGAGAUGUGGGGAAUGCCCCAGGUUUUAAAGAGCCAGAGGAAAGUAUGUCUACAAGUCCCCAGGCCUCCAUCAUUGCAAUGGAACAGCAACAGUUAAGGGCAGAACUUCGUUUAGAGGCACUUCAUCAGAUCCUUGUACUAUUGUCUGGAAUGGAAGAAAAAGGUAACAUCUCUCUGACAGGAAGCAGAUCAAGCUCAGGUUUCCAGUCAUCCACUCUGCUCACAUCUGUGAGGCUGCAGUUUCUGGCAGGGUGUUUCGGUUUAGGCACUGAUGGACACGCAGGAGCCAAAGGAGAGAGUGGCCGAUUGCAUCACUAUCAGGAUGGGAUCAGAGCAGCUAAGAGAAAUAUUCAGAUUGAAAUCCAGAUGGCUGUGCAUAAGAUUUAUCAACAAUUGUCUGCUACUCUGGAGAGAGCCCUGCAAGCAAACAAGCAUCACAUUGAAGCCCAGCAGCGUCUCCUUUUGGUUACAGUUUUUGCCCUGAGUGUUCACUAUCAACCAGUAGAUGUUUCUUUGGCGAUUUCCACUGGUCUGCUAAAUGUAUUGUCGCAGUUAUGUGGCACAGACACCAUGCUAGGACAACCUCUUCAGUUGUUGCCAAAAACGGGUGUUUCCCAGCUAAGCACAGCUUUAAAAGUGGCUAGUACAAGAUUGCUCCAGAUUCUAGCCAUCACUACAGGGACCUAUGCUGAUAAACUGAGCCCCAAGGUAGUUCAAUCUUUGUUGGAUCUACUCUGUAGUCAGUUGAAGAAUUUGUUGUCCCAGGCCAGUGUACUACUUAUGGCCUCUUUUGGAGAAGGAGAAGAGGAUGAAGAAGAAAAGAAAAUUGACUCUAGUGGAGAAACUGAGAAGAGAGACUUCAGAGCUGCUCUUAGGAAACAACGCGCAGCCGAACUGCAUCUGGGGGAUUUUCUAGUUUUUCUUCGCAGAGUUGUAUCUUCAAAAGCAAUUCAGUCAAAAAUGGCUUCCCCAAAGUGGACAGAGGUGCUUUUAAAUAUAGCAUCUCAGAAAUGUUCUUCAGGAAUUCCUCUAGUUGGUAACUUAAGAACGAGGCUCCUUGCACUUCAUGUCCUUGAGGCUGUGCUACCAGCUUGUGAAUCUGGUGUAGAAGAUGAUCAAAUGGCCCAGGUUGUUGAACGUCUGUUUUCCCUCCUGUCGGAUUGUAUGUGGGAGACACCCAUUGCUCAGGCCAAGUAUGCUAUUCAGAUAAAGGAAAAAGAACAAGAAAUAAAAUUACAGAAGCAGGGAGAGUUGGAGGAAGAAGAUGAGAAUCUUCCUAUACAAGAAGUGUCCUUUGACCCAGAGAAAGCUCAGUGUUGCAUAGUGGAGAACGGACAGGUUUUAACUCAUGGCAGUGGAGGAAAAGGAUAUGGAUUGGCAUCAACUGGAGUAACUUCUGGGUGCUAUCAGUGGAAGUUUUACAUUGUGAAGGAAAACAGAGGUAAUGAAGGCACCUGUGUUGGAGUUUCUCGCUGGCCAGUACAUGACUUUAACCACCGUACUACCUCGGAUAUGUGGCUCUAUCGGGCCUACAGUGGUAACCUCUAUCACAAUGGAGAACAGACUCUGACGUUGUCCAGCUUUACUCAAGGAGAUUUCAUUACCUGUGUGUUAGACAUGGAAGCCAGGACCAUUUCCUUUGGGAAAAAUGGAGAGGAACCCAAAUUAGCUUUUGAAGAUGUGGAUGCAGCAGAGUUGUACCCAUGCAUAAUGUUCUAUAGUAGCAACCCAGGGGAAAAGGUGAAAAUUUGUGAUAUGCAGAUGCGUGGCACACCACGAGACUUACUUCCAGGAGACCCCAUUUGUAGUCCAGUAGCAGCAGUGCUGGCAGAGGCCACUAUUCAGCUUAUUCGUAUCCUUCAUCGAACAGACCGUUGGACUUACUGCAUUAACAAAAAAAUGAUGGAAAGGCUGCACAAAAUUAAGAUAUGUAUUAAAGAUUCAGGUCAGAAGCUAAAGAAAAGCCGCUCGGUUCAAAGCCGAGAGGAAAAUGAAAUGAGAGAGGAGAAGGAGAGCAAAGAGGAAGAGAAAGGUAAACACAAUAGACAUGGCCUUGCUGACCUGUCAGAGCCGCAGCUGAGGACCCUUUGCAUAGAGGUAUGGCCCGUGCUGGCAGUGAUAGGAGGAGUUGAUGCUGGUCUUAGAGUUGGAGGUCGGUGUGUUCACAAGCAAACUGGGCGCCAUGCCACGCUGCUGGGAAUGGUCAAGGAGGGCAGCACGUCUGCCAAAGUCCAAUGGGAUGAAGCAGAAAUUACCAUCAGUGAUACUCCAUUGUAUAAUCUGGAACCCUGUGAACCGCUUCCUUUUGACGUGGCACGAUUUCGAGGCCUGACGGCUUCUGUGUUGCUGGACCUCACAUAUCUGACUGGUAUUCACGAAGACAUGGGCAAACAGAGCACCAAGCGACAUGAAAAGAAACACCGACAUGAGUCUGAGGAGAAAGGGGAUGUUGAGCAGAAAAUUGAGAGUGAAUCUGCUUUAGAUACACGAACAGGCUUAACAUCUGAUGACGUUAAAAGUCAGGGUACCACAAGCUCCAAAUCAGAAAACGAAAUAGCUUCAUUUUCUUUAGAUUCAACAGUGCCAGGUGUGGAAUCCCAACAUCAAAUAACAGAAGGAAAAAGAAAAAAUCACGAACACAUAUCCAAAAACCAUGACAUAGCCCAGUCAGAAAUCAGAGCAGUCCAGCUGUCCUAUCUCUACCUCGGUGCUAUGAAAUCACUUAGUGCUCUUCUUGGCUGUAGUAAAUAUGCUGAACUGUUGCUGAUACCAAAAGUUCUGGCUGAAAAUGGCCACAACUCAGACUGUGCGAGCUCUCCAGUUGUUCAUGAAGACGUGGAGAUGCGUGCGGCCCUUCAGUUCUUGAUGCGCCACAUGGUGAAACGAGCCGUCAUGCGGUCACCCAUAAAGAGAGCGCUGGGAUUAGCAGACCUGGAACGAGCUCAAGCCGUCAUCUAUAAGUUAGUGGUCCAUGGGCUUUUGGAAGACCAGUUUGGGGGCAAAAUUAAGCAAGAGAUUGAUCAACAAGCUGAAGAAAGUGACCAAGCCCAACAGGCACAGACGCCAGUUACCACUAGCCCAUCAGCCUCGAGUACAACAUCCUUUAUGAGCAGCUCACUGGAGGACACCACAACUGCCACCACUCCAGUCACUGACACAGAAACGGUGCCUGCAUCUGAGUCCCCAGGAGUGAUGCCACUUAGUCUUCUCAGGCAAAUGUUCUCUAGUUACCCAACUACCACUGUACUUCCCACACGUCGUGCACAGACUCCUCCAAUAUCAUCAUUACCCACCUCUCCUUCUGAUGAAGUAGGAAGGAGGCAAAGCUUAACUUCUCCUGAUUCCCAGUCAGCAAGGCCAGCUAACCGCACAGCCUUGUCAGACCCAAGCAGUAGACUUUCAACUUCUCCUCCUCCUCCAGCAAUUGCAGUACCCUUGCUGGAAAUGGGGUUCUCUCUCCGGCAGAUUGCGAAAGCCAUGGAAGCCACAGGUGCUCGAGGAGAGGCUGAUGCCCAGAACAUCACUGUCCUUGCCAUGUGGAUGAUAGAGCACCCUGGGCAUGAGGAUGAGGAGGAGCCCCAGUCAGGCAGCACAGCCGACUCAAGGCACGGAGCCGCAGUUGUAGGCAGUGGUGGGAAGUCAAAUGAUCCCUGCUAUUUGCAGUCACCAGGAGACAUACCAUCAGCUGAUGCUGCUGAAAUGGAGGAAGGCUUUAGUGAAAGCCCUGAUAAUCUGGAUCAUGUAGAGAAUGCAGCUUCUGGAAGUGGACCACCCGCUAGGGGUCGCUCAGCAGUUACAAGAAGGCACAAGUUUGAUUUAGCUGCUCGAACAUUGCUAGCAAGAGCAGCGGGGUUAUACCGCUCUGUGCAGGCCCAUAGGAAUCAAAGUCGGAGAGAAGGAAUAUCUUUGCAACAAGACCCAGGGGCAUUGUAUGACUUUAAUUUAGAUGAGGAAUUGGAAAUUGAUCUUGAUGAUGAAGCGAUGGAAGCUAUGUUUGGACAAGACCUGACCAGUGACAACGAUAUUCUGGGAAUGUGGAUCCCAGAGCAUGUUUGUGAGUCUGAAGACAGGGAAGAAGUGGUGGUAUGUGAACUGUGUGAGUGCAGUGUCGUCAGCUUCAAUCAGCACAUGAAGAGAAAUCACCCAGGCUGUGGGCGCAGUGCAAACCGCCAGGGCUAUCGCAGCAACGGCUCCUAUGUGGAUGGCUGGUUCGGUGGUGAAUGUGGGAGUGGAAAUCCAUACUACCUGCUGUGUGGCAGCUGCAGGGAAAAGUACUUAGCCCUGAAGACCAAAUCCAAGGCAACAAGUUCUGAAAGGUACAAGGGACAAGCUCCAGAUCUAAUUGGCAAGCAGGACAGUGUGUAUGAAGCAACAGGUCAUAUUCUUAUGACAUGUGCCAAAGAAGAAAAUGUGAAACUCUGGGGGCCUAUUGCAGGAUGCUGGCGCUGUCUACAUUCACUCUGCCAUCCAUCUAUUGUAAAUGGCAUUGCUUGGUGCAGCCUUCCAGGGAAAGGAUCCAAGUUGCAUUUACUGAUGGCCAGUGGCUGUCAGAGUGGCUUAGUAUGUGUUUGGCGUAUUCCACAAGAUACCACACAGACCAGUGUGACUAGUUCAGAAGGAUGGUGGGACCAGGAAUCAAAUUGCCAGGAUGGAUAUAGGAAAUCAGUCGGAGCCAAGUGUGUUUAUCAAUUGCGAGGACACAUCACCCCUGUCCGGACCGUUGCCUUUAGUUCUGAUGGGUUGGCCCUGGUGUCUGGUGGUUUAGGUGGCCUCAUGAACAUUUGGUCUUUAAGGGAUGGCUCUGUGUUGCAAACUGUUGUGAUUGGCUCUGGAGCUAUUCAGACCACAGUAUGGAUUCCAGAUGUUGGGGUAGCUGCUUGCUCAAAUAGAUCAAAGGAUGUUUUGGUCGUGAAUUGUACAGCAGAAUGGGCUGCUGCCAAUCAUGUUUUAGCAACCUGUAGGACAGCACUGAAACAACAGGGUGUUCUGGGAUUAAACAUGGCUCCCUGCAUGAGAGCAUUUCUGGAGCGGCUGCCCGUGAUGCUUCAGGAGCAGUAUGCCUAUGAAAAGCCUCAUGUGGUUUGUGGUGACCAGCUUGUUCACAGCCCCUAUAUGCAAUGUCUGGCUUCCCUUGCUGUGGGACUUCAUCUGGAUCAGCUGCUGUGUGAUCCUCCAGUGCCACCACACCACCAGAACUGCCUCCCUGACCCUGCAUCGUGGAAUCCAAAUGAGUGGGCCUGGUUAGAAUGUUUCUCAACCACCAUAAAAGCUGCUGAAGCCCUGACCAAUGGAGCACAGUUUCCAGAAUCUUUUACUGUUCCCGAUCUAGAGCCUGUUCCAGAGGAUGAACUUGUACUCCUAAUGGAUAACAGUAAAUGGAUUAAUGGCAUGGAUGAACAAAUUAUGUCUUGGGCAACUUCCAGACCUGAGGACUGGCACCUGGGAGGUAAAUGUGAUGUCUACCUGUGGGGUGCUGGCAGGCAUGGACAGCUGGCAGAAGCUGGAAGAAAUGUAAUGGUACCUGCAGCAGCUCCCUCAUUCUCACAGGCCCAACAGGUUAUAUGUGGUCAGAAUUGUACCUUUGUCAUACAGGCCAAUGGCACAGUGUUGGCUUGUGGGGAAGGAAGUUAUGGCAGAUUAGGACAAGGAAAUUCAGAUGACCUUCAUGUGCUGACAGUUAUUUCAGCCUUACAAGGCUUUGUGGUGACCCAGCUGGUGACUUCCUGUGGUUCUGAUGGACACUCAAUGGCCCUGACUGAAAGUGGUGAGGUCUUUAGCUGGGGAGAUGGUGAUUAUGGCAAACUCGGCCAUGGGAACAGCGACAGGCAGCGGCGGCCCAGGCAGAUCGAGGCCUUACAGGGAGAGGAAGUGGUGCAGAUGUCUUGUGGCUUCAAACAUUCAGCAGUGGUAACAUCAGAUGGCAAACUGUUUACCUUUGGGAAUGGUGACUACGGUCGUCUGGGUCUUGGAAACACUUCUAACAAAAAACUUCCAGAGAGAGUGACUGUACUGGAGGGGUAUCAGAUUGGACAGGUGGCUUGUGGCUUAAACCAUACUUUGGCAGUGUCAGCAGAUGGAUCCAUGGUUUGGGCUUUUGGAGACGGGGACUAUGGAAAACUAGGCUUAGGAAAUUCCACCGCAAAAUCUUCACCUCAGAAAGUUGAUGUCCUUUGUGGAAUUGGAAUAAAAAAGGUUGCGUGUGGAACUCAGUUUUCUGUUGCAUUGACCAAAGAUGGUCACGUGUAUACCUUUGGUCAAGAUCGCUUGAUAGGCUUGCCAGAAGGGCGUGCUCGCAAUCACAAUCGACCACAGCAAAUCCCUGUCCUGGCUGGAGUGGUCAUUGAAGAUGUGGCAGUUGGAGCUGAACACACACUUGCUUUGGCAUCAACUGGAGAUGUGUAUGCCUGGGGGAGCAAUUCAGAGGGGCAGCUUGGCUUAGGCCACACCAACCACGUUCGAGAACCAACCCUGGUAACAGUUCUGCAAGGGAAAAACGUUCGGCAGAUCUCGGCCGGUCGCUGCCACAGUGCUGCGUGGACAGCGCCACCUGUCCCACCAAGAGCACCAGGUGUGUCAGUGCCUCUGCAGCUGGGCCUGCCCGAUGCAGUGCCCCCCCAGUACGGGGCGCUGAGGGAGGUGAGCAUUCACACCGCGAGGGCCAGGCUCCGGCUGCUUUACCACUUCUCCGACCUCAUGUACUCAUCCUGGAGGCUACUGAACCUCAGCCCCAACAAUCAGAAUAGUACGUCUCAUUAUAAUGCUGGAACAUGGGGCAUUGUGCAGGGACAGCUCCGACCUUUGUUAGCCCCAAGAGUCUACACCCUCCCGAUGGUGCGCUCUAUCGGAAAAACCAUGGUUCAAGGCAAAAACUAUGGACCUCAAAUUACUGUAAAGAGGAUAUCAACCAGAGGAAGGAAGUGUAAGCCCAUCUUUGUUCAAAUAGCAAGACAAGUAGUCAAACUGAAUGCAUCAGACCUCCGUCUGCCAUCCCGAGCCUGGAAGGUUAAGCUGGUUGGAGAAGGGGCUGACGAUGCUGGAGGAGUGUUCGAUGACACGAUCACGGAGAUGUGCCAGGAACUUGAAACUGGUAUUGUUGACCUUCUUAUACCCUCUCCCAAUGCUACCGCAGAAGUGGGUUACAAUAGGGACAGGUUCCUUUUUAACCCUUCUGCCUGCCUCGAUGAACACUUAAUGCAGUUUAAGUUCUUGGGAAUUUUAAUGGGGGUUGCCAUUCGCACAAAGAAGCCUCUGGACCUCCACUUAGCCCCUCUGGUGUGGAAGCAGCUGUGCUGCGUCCCACUCACCCUGGAAGACCUGGAGGAGGUGGAUCUGCUCUAUGUGCAGACUCUCAACAGCAUUCUUCACAUUGAAGACAGUGGGAUUACCGAGGAGAGUUUCCAUGAGAUGAUUCCUCUUGAUUCUUUUGUUGGCCAGAGCGCUGAUGGCAAAAUGGUUCCUAUAAUCCCUGGUGGAAAUAGUAUCCCACUCACGUUUUCUAAUAGGAAGGAGUAUGUGGAGAGGGCCAUUGAAUAUCGACUUCAUGAAAUGGACCGACAGGUGGCUGCGGUCCGAGAAGGGAUGUCCUGGAUCGUCCCCGUGCCGCUGCUGUCCCUCCUCACAGCAAAGCAGCUGGAGCAGAUGGUGUGCGGGAUGCCCGAGAUCUCUGUAGAAGUCUUGAAGAAAGUGGUGCGGUACCGGGAGGUGGAUGAGCAGCACCAGCUGGUGCAGUGGUUCUGGCACACGCUGGAGGAGUUCUCCAACGAGGAGCGGGUGCUUUUCAUGAGGUUUGUGUCUGGAAGGUCUCGACUACCAGCCAACACUGCUGAUAUCUCUCAGAGAUUUCAGAUCAUGAAGGUUGAUAGGCCUUACGACAGUCUGCCUACCUCACAGACCUGCUUCUUCCAGCUGAGACUGCCGCCCUACUCCAGCCAGCUGGUCAUGGCUGAGCGCCUGCGCUACGCCAUCAACAACUGCCGCUCAAUCGACAUGGACAACUACAUGCUCUCGCGAAACGUGGACAACGCCGAGGGCUCCGACACUGACUACUGACCACCCAGGGUGCCGUCGCCCCUCCUCCUUCUCAGUAAUGCUCACUUCCAACUUAAUGCUGAUACACUUUUACGGUAACUAAUAGAUGUUUUAGGAACAUAAACCGACAUUAUAAACAGUGGCCACAUUUAGUUACUCUAAAUGUAACAAAGAAAUUAGAUGUUUUUAUUUUUCUGUGAUUGUACAAAAAAAAGACAAAGUGCUCUAAGUCAGGUUUUUCCCUCCGUAUUUGUGGUCACUUUUGAUAAGUUUGCAUGGAACCAUUUUGGUGCAUUUUUAGUUGGGAAUGGUACAUUUUUGUAAACCCACCCAGUGAACAUGAAAUUGUACAUUGUGUAUAAUUGUUCAUUAGAAAGGACAGUUUUACAUGAAUAUUCAUAUAUUUAUUUUGUUUUAAUUUGAAUUGCCUGUGCAGGGUUCCUUAUGCAGAGAAAUAAAGCCAAUUCAGGAAUCA
Messenger RNA from Balaenoptera acutorostrata (minke whale), 13507 nucleotides. It is a transcript of the gene HERC1, whose product is annotated as HECT and RLD domain containing E3 ubiquitin protein ligase family member 1. NCBI's taxonomy places the organism in Eukaryota, Metazoa, Chordata, Mammalia, Artiodactyla, Balaenopteridae. The record is from RefSeq and is a predicted model, not a curated record. Bases 205 to 13053 code for a protein of 4282 amino acids. The transcript has 69 exons. Gene Ontology annotation, molecular function: ubiquitin-protein transferase activity; protein binding.